AUGGCGUGGCGACGAGUUUUCCCAGCAUGGCAUCGCAUGCCGGCCCUCGUCUCACAAAGCCGAUUGCUGCAACCCAGCAGGCUUCGUCUCAGACCCUGCCCAUCUUUGCGCUGCAGCGGCACUAUCUCGGGAUUGCCGCGCGUGAGAGCAGUCUUCGAGGAAAACUUGGCUGACAGCGUUCUCAUGGUCGAGCCCACUGGCUUUUGCUCCAAUGAUGAGACAAUGCAGGACAACAAGUUUAUGAAAAGCAUGGAUACCCCGACGACCGUGGAAGAGCUGAGGGCCGCGGCGAUGGCUGAGUGGCAGAAUCUCGUAGAGUUACUCAGAGAAGCCGGCGUGGAAGUCCUCACCGCGGAGGCUCAGGGGCUUCCAGACGAGGUCUUUCCCAACAACUGGUUCUCCACGCACGGCGAUGGACGCUUGGUGAUUUAUCCGAUGAAGGUUCCCUCUCGCGCUGCCGAAAUCCGGGAGGACAUCAUCAACUCGGUUCGUGAGAAGUUCGACCUGGCCGAGCCGAUUUACGAUCUCAGCGGCUGGGCCAAGUCAGGCGUAGCCCUGGAAGGCACUGGGAGCCUGGUCUUAGACCGUCAGAACCGCACCGCCUACCUCGCGACCUCGAAGCGGGCUGACAAGAACUUGGCUGAGAUAUGGGCCAAGGAGAUGGGCUACGAACUGGUCAGCUUCACGUCCAAAGAUCGGCACGGCGAGGAAAUCUACCACACCAAUGUCCUUAUGUCUGUCAAUGUGAACUUUGCCGUGCUUUGUCCAGAAGCGAUUCCGGACAAGACUGAGCUCGACGCAGUGUAUACUGCGCUCAGACGGAGCUUGAAGGUUGUCAUCCCCGUGACGAUGGAGCAGCUCGAGAGCUUUGCGUGCAACUGCCUUCAGCUCCGCGGCUCUCAAGGGACAGUCCUUGCCAUUUCCAAGGCCGGCUGGGAGGCCUUCGAUGACACGCAACGCAGCGUGCUCGAGUCCUGCGUGGACCAGGUGGUAGCCGCCCCGGUGCCCGUUUUGGAGAGGCUUGGCGGCGGAUCUGUGAGAUGCAUGGUCUCCGAGCUGUUCAAGCGCCGUGGUGAGAAGCCGGCGGAGGCUGACGAGGUGAAGCUUCGCGAUCUGAACCGCCUGGAAAGUGAGCACUCUCGCCUUGAGCUCGUCAUCGUGCACGAGCCGGGUCUUGAGGUGGAUGCUGUCAUGCCCUGGACUUUGGACACUAUGAAAGUUGACGAGUGCUUCAACCGUGUGGACCUGAAGGCUCAGCAUCGAACCUUCACGACUCUGCUGCAGUCGCGUGGUGCGCAGGUCGUCCACGUGCGAGACCUCCUCGUCGAGGUCAGCCACCAAGGCGAAGAAAUCCGCCGGGAUCUCUUUGAGUCCGUCUGGGGGAAGGAUUUCGUUUCCCAGCACAACCUGGCAAACCUGCAGAUCGAUCAGCUCAUUACUGGCCUUUCCCGGGACUCGCUCCAGUUUGAGCAGCCGCCGUUAAUGAAUCUCUUCUUCAUGCGCGAUCCGAUCUUUUGCGUGCCAGGAGGUUGGGCGGUGAUAGCUAGACCUUUCUAUGCCAUCCGCCAGCGGGAGGCACAACUCCUUCGGGCGAUCUUCCGACUGCAUCCCAGCCUCCAGGGCGUCAAAGUCUUCGAGGACCUGGCCGAUGACCCGGAGGGGCCAGGGACUUCGGGAUCGGGCUACAGUGGUUCUUCGGACACGGAGUACUCAGAGUACAGUGUGUGCUUCGACUCCAGCUCCAGUGAUGCCGCUCUACCAGACUGGGAUGAGGCUUGUGACCGUGCAAGGCGAGACCCUGUGAUCUCCCAGAGACUGAACCGUGCACAGCGAAACUAUGUUUCUGGCUGGGGAAACUCGAUGUUGUGCCGCACCGGAAUGCUGGGAAGGGUGAAAAAAUUCCUCAACUACGACUUCCCGGUGAUGUCCGAUUGCUCUGGAGCCGAAGGCGGCAUUCUUGCUCUGCAAGCGCUGGGGAUCAAGGUAGACCACAUCAGCUCCUCCGAGAUUAACUGCAUUGCAACGGACUUCCUCGCUCACAACUUCCGCCCGCGUGUGUUCUACCCGGAUGUUUGCAACCGGAAGUUGCAGCUUGAGAACUACCGAAGCGGUGCCCUCAUCGCCGGCUUCCCCUGCCAACCGUUCAGUGUGCUUCGGAGAGACAGCGAUCUCCUCGACGAAGAGGCUGCAAAGCCCUUCUUCGCCAUCGUCAAGACCAUCGGCGAGCUUCGGGUGCCCAUCUAUAUCCUUGAGAAUGUGAGGGGGAUCAAAAGAUGCCUCGGGGCAGUGAACGAAGAGUUGCACAAGCUCAGAGACUACUAUCAUGCCAUCAUGGAGAUUGACGCCAAAGAGAUAGGAGAUGUGGUGAGCCGACCCCGGCUGUAUUUCAUCGGCGUUCUGAGGAGCGUGGCAGCCCCUGAAAUCUCCUCGAAUGCGAAGCUGCAGAAUGCCGUGAACUCCAUCCUCACAAAGGCUAAGAGGAACUGCACCCCGCCGACGCCCUGGCAUAAACUCCUAUUGGACGACUCCGAUGCGGUCCAGGAGCCGCCGAUCAAGAGAAGGAGGCAAACCCAAUUGGAUCUGCGCUAUGAGAAGCUCGGCCUUGCAUUUGAUUAG
This is a messenger RNA of Symbiodinium sp. CCMP2592, 2616 nucleotides long. NCBI's taxonomy places the organism in Eukaryota, Dinophyceae, Suessiales, Symbiodiniaceae. The record is from the annotation of a GenBank genome assembly.